AUGAUUUUUCGUUCCUUGUCGGAUUUUCGAAAUUAUGAAAAGCUUACAACUAAGAAACGCAAGGCUGAACUUGAUGUCGCCUUCCUUAAAGAUUGCAAUUCACUUGGAGUUUUUCCAAAGUUCCUGUGUUUUCCACUGCCUAAUGUUGACAAUCGAGAUACAUACCACAUUCGAAAGCGUUUACUACGAACUGCGAUAACGAAGAGAUCUAAAGAACUACGGACACUGGAUAGGGACCUGACGAACAAAACAGAAGAAAUCAAAAGCUUUCUUAACCCAAUUGACUGGCAUAUCUUGAAUAAAGCCCUCAAAAAGAAUGUCGACAAACAACUAAACAAAAUAUUUUCGACACACCGUAAGAAACUAAAUAAUUUGACCAAAAACAAGGCUAUACCAUUCACUCAUAAAGACACUGUCACCAACCUAUCAUCUGUAAAGCUAAGUGAAGAUGAACUUAACGCUUUAAAAAACGGUCUCAACUUCAGCAUCAAACCUCCAAAAAUCCACUCCUCCGACAUUCUCGCAACAUUCGAACGAAUCCACUAUUCAUUAAGAAAUAAACUUAUCAAACAGGAGGACUAUUCAAUACUAAAAACGGAACUUGGUCACUUGGCACACACGUACGUAACUUCCUACCAUCCAACUCCUAAAGACCUGAAGAAACAUAAAAUUCUAAGGAACAUUCGUAAUAAUGACAAAAUCAUUGUUCUUAAACCUGACAAAGGCAAUGGUGUAGUCAUUAUGGAUCGUCAGUUCAAACCACUCGAUCAUGAUCCUACAAUUUCCCGUGAAGCAAAGUUACAACGACUGCUACGUAACUUAAAGAAAAAAAACUCUAUAGACGAAAAAUCAUUUCAAGAAAUGUACCCUAGAGCUUUGCAAUUGAACGAUUUUUAUCCAUCGUCUAUCCGCUAUGGCAAAAAGUUCACGUCUCAAACAAAGUCUGUAGGUACUGGCUUACUGGAAUGUGGCUAUUCGCUUUAA
Molecule: messenger RNA, 984 nt
Organism: Xenia sp. Carnegie-2017
Lineage: Eukaryota; Metazoa; Cnidaria; Anthozoa; Malacalcyonacea; Xeniidae
Exons: 3
Coding region: 1-984 (327 amino acids)
Source: RefSeq, a predicted model, not a curated record